Molecule: messenger RNA, 7240 nt
Organism: Mycena citricolor
Lineage: Eukaryota; Fungi; Basidiomycota; Agaricomycetes; Agaricales; Mycenaceae
Source: the annotation of a GenBank genome assembly
CGGCCUGGUCGGCCGUAGUAUCCUUGACUGUUUAAGCAAGUUGCACUCCUACUACAUACUACUUAGUACUCUCUCAUCCACAGCGCUUUCCUCAAUUUUUUGCAUCAUCCUCGUUGCAGAAGCAAGCCUUACUCAUAAUCUCCUUGCUUUUGCUUUCUCAACGCUCCAUCGUAAUAAUGGACAUCGUCAUCCGUACAUCGCAGAAUCCAUUGUUCGGGCGCUUGUGAUGUCCAAAACACUUCGCACUACACCCUUCUUGUCGUUCGAAGGCGGCGGCGCUGAAUGGAUACGAACGCGUCCACGUAAUUUAUUGUCUGCGCGGGGAUCACACAUAGGCGCUCUACAGAGUACAUGAACUCGAUGAACAGGGAAGGCUGGGGCAGUCAACCAUGCGCACAUCUACAAAACGGUCUCCCAAGUCCCUUGCCCCAUCUGCUCCGUCUGCCCAGCCAAUCGACGAUGUCGGCGCUGAGUGUUCUUCGGGCGAAUCUGUGUCCGUGCAUGAACCCAACACUGGGAUGGUCGGCGUUGGACUCUCUGACCCAGGGAUCGCGAAAGCCCGCCGGCAGAUGCUCGAUUUGGUUAACCGCAUGAAGAACACUGGUGUCCAAAACGAUAUCGACCUGCCACAGAUCGCCGUCAUUGGGAACCAGAGCGCGGGCAAAUCAUCUCUCAUCGAGUCCAUUUCUGGUAUCACUCUCCCGCGUGCUGCAGGGACUUGCACUCGUUGUCCCACUGAAAUCCGUCUAUCGCAUGCAGACGAUAGCAUUUGGGGCUGCAUUGUCGAAUUGCGCGUAAUCACCGACAAGAAUGGACAGCCGCUCGGUCAAGCCCGCAACGAGCGGUUUGGCGAACCCAUCACCGACAGGGCCGACGUCGAAGAUCGAAUCAGACGCGCUCAACGUGCCAUCCUGAAUCCAAGCAAGCCCGCUCGUUCAUUCCUGUCCGACGACGAGGAUGAAAAUGAGCCCUCUGAGCUGUCGUUCUCGACCAAUUAUAUCUCGCUACAAAUCACCGGGCCAGACAUUAGUGAUCUGGCGUUUGUCGAUUUGCCUGGCUUGAUUGCUAGCGUCAGUCGAGGUGGUGACAAUCGCGACAUCAAGAUGGUGGAGAACUUGGUCGCAUCGUACAUCUCCAAGCCCAGCUGUGUUAUUCUUCUGACUGUGGCCUGUGAAACCGAUUUUGAAAACCAGGGUGCCCAUAACCUGACGAAGCAAUACGAUCCACUGGGCAAACGAACCAUCGGCGUGCUCACAAAACCCGAUCGUAUCCCGUCAGGCGAGGAAAGCAACUGGAUCCCUUUCAUUCGUAACGAACAGGAGACGCUUGAGAACAACUGGUAUUGUGUCAAGCAGCCAAGUUCUCAGGACAUCAAGCUCGGUAUCACCUGGCAGAAUGCCCGUUCCGCGGAAAACGAUUUUUUCUCUUUCACCUCGCCGUGGUCCGAACUUGACCAGAUGUACCAGAAGUACCUGCGCACCACCAAUCUAGUAGAUCGCCUCAGCUCGAUUCUAUCCGAUUUGAUCUCUAAACGUCUGCCCGAGAUCCAGGUGGAGUUGGAGAAGACUAUCCAGAAAACGCUUGCUACCCUGCAACAACUUCCGAAACCGCCCUCUCCUGAUCCGAUCGGGGAGGUCGCGGGAAUGAUGCACUCGCUCGUGGACGAAAUCAAUCGUGUCAUUGACGGGGUUCCCACUGCCGACGGGCUGUUGCAAGUCAUUCGUCCCGCACAAGAAAGCUUCCGCUCUCAAAUUCGCGCAACUGCACCUGACUUCCGGCCUUUCGAGAGCGGUUCUCCUGUCAUAGAAGACUUUCACGAGCCUCAGUUUUUGACAAAUGAGGAUGGUCAGUCAUCUGGCAUGACAACCUUGGUUGCCGGCAGAGAAAAACCCAUCUUCAUUGACGAAGUCAUGCAACGUGCCACGGCCGCACGGACUCGUGAACUGCCUGGUCACCAUCCGUUUGUUGUCCAGACCUCGUUCAUCUCUGAAGUGACCCAAAAAUGGGCCUUACCAGCUCAAGUUCUCUGCAGAAUGGUUCACUCCGCCCUUUCGCAGCAUAUCAGGGAUGUCAUCUCAAAGCAGUUGGGCUCAUUCGGACAAGGCGCACUGGAGCAACGAGUCACGCAAGUUGCCAGCUGCAGGAUUUUGACCCCAAUGCUGACUUUCCACAGAUUGCUCAUGCAGGAACACCUUCGCCGAUGCUCUGAAAAUGCCCAGAAUCUUAUCGCGAAGCUCAUUUCCCUGGAGCAGAGCGGCUCCUUGACGCUGAAUGAGCAUUAUCUUGCCGAUUACAGGUCCAAAUUCCUUUCAUUCUACAAGCAAACACGCCAGAACAGCAAGAAUCCCGGUCUCGCUCGCAAUAUUCAGAGUUACAAGUCGGUUUCAUGGGGUGAAGAGACCGAUAUCUCCACGGCUUUGAGCAACUUGGCUGCGGUUGGACUGCAAGGUGUAAAGGCGGAGGAUCUCGUGAAGCUGCUUCCUCCUGAUCGGAUGGAUGCAGCACUUGAAAUUAUGUCGGACGUGCGAGCCUAUUUCCAGGUUGCUUACAAACGCAUCACGGAUAACGUUCCACUCGCGAUCGACUAUGAGCUCAUCCGUGCUGUCGGUCGCGACCUGUUGCCCACCCUCUACAGCGGGCUCGGCAUCAACGGCCCGGAGGGUCUUCGGAUCUGCCCGCUAGCCUCGUUCACUUCCGCUUCCGAGACGCAAUAUCCUUUCCACGCCAUAGACAAUCAGCGCAGCACGUGGGACUUUGAUGUUGAACCCAAUCCGAAUGCAACUGGCCAGCUUGUCUUCGAUACUGUGAGCUCGUUUCUUCAACAUUGGCCAAAUACGCGGUACCGAAACGGACAUAAUAUUGUUCCUGGCAUUGUACCUAUCGGAACGCUUCUGUAUCAUGGCCGCGCAGACUCCAAUCUGCCGACAGUGCCCGAAUGGACCGCGACAGAUCCGGAGCACUCUUACUUAUUCUGUUGGGGCUCCUCUGAGGCUGGCUGCUGGCAUCUUACAUUGGUCGCCACAAGACCUCUGAGGGUUUUAUACUUUGACGGGUCCAGCGCUGCCAAGAUGCCGAACGGCCCCAUGGAUUCUCAGGAUGUCAUUUCGUGGGGCAAAGUGAUACCAGAGCGAUACAACGAGGAACGGGUUCGCAUCGUCGAGCUUUGCAACUGGGGAAAGGAUCUUGGGAUUGAUGGAUUUCUGCGCAUGGAAAUGGAUUUCGAGAUCAUGUUAUGCGACUUCACGGCUGGCGUGGAUGUGCUGUCCAUGAGCAAUCUCGCCAGCCCAAGACGCGCUCCUCCGCGGGAACGCGACGACGAUCGCUUCGGUGUCCAAGAUAGUGUGGACGUCAUCCAAUCUGGCUCCUGGCACAACCGGUAUCCUGGUGACAGACGAGUUCAACUGGAUCUAUCCAGGCUCGUAUCUUUCUAUGACACAGGUCUGGUUCCUAGCUUGGUGGCGGUCCGGUUCAACAGGACUAGAUGGGACCAUCGGCUGCUCGGCAUCAGCGACAGCGAUACUGCUGCUGUCCACCAGCGCCUCAUAGAGGCCUACGAUUCUUCAAUGAUCACUCAAGGAAGCGGCAUCGACUGGGAUACUCUCUUCAAAGUCGUCGUGGACCGAUAUGCGGAACGUUUAGAACUCGUGCAAUACGUGCUCUCCAACUCGACUAGGGGUGCCCUUGCGACUGCAAAGCGUGCUACGGGACUCUUCAAUGUUAUGCUGGCCCCGUAUCUAAUACAUUCGGCGAAACCGGGCAGCAGAGUGGAUGCAUCCAAAGCAUGGGCGUCUCCCAUCUUUGAAUUCUGUGCCACCUCGCACACAUCCUACAUGCGAAACAGCGCCCGCGUGUACGGCUCACUGACGGCGGCCGAGCGACUGUUGCUCGACUCGGCGGAGGAAGUAAACCACGAGAUCUGCCGGGUGGUCGUCGGCCUUUGGGCAGACGGCGUCGUUGCCGGUUUGGAUGACAUGUAUCCUGCAGACUCGGGCUUCAGGCCCGUUGACGAGGCAGUGCUUGUCGAACGCUGGCGUACAAAGAUCGCUGCACUGAUCACUUGGCUGGACUGGAGUGUGUGGGUCAAAUGUAAGCCAGCAUGCAGCUUUGAGGAAUUCUGCUAUCUUCCGACUUGGCCCUACUUUAAUCGCCGAGCUGAGCCACGACCGCAAUCGCCUCCUCCUAGGCCACCUUGGCCCCCCGUUUAUGACGACGACAUCCUUCAUCCACAACCCAGAUGUCUGCGUCGCUUGGAGCCAUAUGCCUUCUAGAUUUCCGACGCACCGUGCCACGCGAUCCUGUCGCAAUUUCCUGUUUACAACCUGACUGUGGAUGCUAGAAUUCCGCAUUUAUAACGUGAGAACAUAAAUGUACAGAAUGUCUUUUAGGCCCAGCCGACGAUGCAUAUGUAGAGAACAGGAAAAAUAGAUAAGCCAGUUCCUGCCAAAGACCGUGCUCACAACCUCAGGAUGUUAUCUCCGAUGAGAUGAUAAAAUUAAGGAAUGCUACAUACACGGAGUGGUCCGACGCUGCGGUUGCCACAGAUCAGGCGAACCGAACGAACUCGAGUCUGGAAGCCGACAAUAAUCUUACCUAUCGUGCGGACUGCCCCUUCCAUGUCACCGAUCUGGGAACACUGGAAGCCGGCCAUCCCCCGGCCAGCAUCCGCAGCCCGACGUUCGGAAACCAAAGCAAAAGUUUCGCCUGAAGAUAAGAAGACAAGAGGGCGAGAAGAACCGAGGAGUGCACUUGGGGGCGCUUCCAAAUGAAGCAUGGCCAUCUCGUAUUCAGAGGAUUGCCGGUGUCAUAGUAAGAGCUUAACCAGCAACACAAGAAAACACUUGGCUUCACGAUAGACAGCGAACCUCUAUCCGACAGAUUCGAACGGAAGCGAGAGGUCCGGAAAAGGGACCGAGGCUGGGGGCCACCUGCUCCAUUACAUGGUGUGACAGAAGACAUCAGCUUUCGCAUAUCACGCAGUCUGUCACGGUGAACGUCGUCCCAUUGCAGACGCACCACACCUCCACUUGUGCUUGACGUUUUUCCCCUACAUACUUCUUUCUUCUACUACCUACGAAAGGGAGGACAUCCGACUACCGAAAGAUGUCUUCUACGACCACGACACUCACUGGAGCACCGUCCGUCGUGGGUUCUAGAUCCCUCAGUGGUACCUCGCGAACAUCUACUUUCACUACCCCAAUGGCUUCCCUCUCAUCCUCUUCCACCUCUACAUCUGCGUAUGCGUCCACCCACGCUGCCCGCGUCCGCUUUGACGCCGAAUGCGUUCUCAUCCCCGAACAAGGCCCAUCAUCAAACUCUAGGCGACCUCGGAUCGUCACAAAGAGCUAUGCUCUGCCGUUCUGGAAGAAACCUCGAGAAGAGAGGACUUCCGCUGGUGAAGACGAGCAUCUUGUUAUCAAAGUCGCGCUACCGAGUUUCUCAUCGGGCAAGAAACAUUCUUCGCAUUCAAGAGAACGUGGGGGUCGGAAUAACUCACGGUCUCCGCCAUCUCCAGCCGUUGGGCUACCUUCUUGUUUACGCUCACCGAACACAUCCGUUUCCAUCCAACCCAAUCUACCAUCCCUUGCAGAGCACCCACCAUCUCCGCCGAUUGGGUACGAGAACGACACUCGUUUCGUCCUAGACCAGCCAGCCGUUCAGGAAACGCUCGGUGCUAUCCCCCAUAGUCCACUCAUCUCCCUUUCGACUAUAUUCACCUCACCAAGCACUUCGACUACCAUCUCUGCUGUCAACUCUCCCAACCAGGCCGAACGCAUUCCAUUGCGAGCGUGCUGCCCAGAAUGCGGGCUCCGAGCCGACGUUGUCGACGAAGCAUUCUCACGUGGGGCAAUGCGCAUGCGCAGACGAGCCGCACCAGGCACGUUGCCGAUCGGGGACUCCUUAUUGGAAGCAGCAAGGAGAGGUGGAUAUCUUGACCUGCCAGCUGCGUGUGAAGAUGACCUCGAUGAAGACGCCGGGAAGUUAAUUUCUGGCACGGGGCUAGCAGAGGUGAAUCGUCUCGUAGCGGCUCUGGAAGAGAAGAGAGCCAAGCGCGCUCGAAACGGAAGCAAGUCACCUACUCCGGAUCCGAGUCCAUUAGGCACGCCGUGCGAGGAGAAACAGGAGAUUUCAUUGCUCGGUCCGGCCAUCGGCCGCGUCUCGGCAACUGGGACACCUCGUGUCGGCAGCGGACGAGCCAGCCCUCUCUUGCCGCUGGGGAUCGCUGUCGAUGAAGUUGAUAAGGAAAGACGUCGAGUGAGCCUGGCUUUGGCGGUAGAUCUCGCCAGCGAGGACGAGUAUCCCGGCCCAAGUACCAGGACACCACUGGCGCAGCCGGUCCCCAUCCUGCCCCGCCCACGAAUUAUCGAAGAUGACGCCGACCUAUUUCCUCUUCCCUCAUCGCGUGGAAGCACGCCGAGGACGACACCGGUCCCCAGCCCCGCAGGUAGCGACAUCAGCAUUCAUGUCGUCGCCGACGGGGAGAAGAAGUCUUCGCCACUGUUGUCCGCGGCGUUGACAGCCCAAACUCAUCGUGUGACAGGUAGCACCAACACCGCGUGCGUUGUUCUUGGCGCCACUGGUCGAAGAGAGCGUGAGGCCAGGGACGCGAGCAGACUGCUUGUGCCUGCAACGCGACGCAGAAACCUCUCCCCUUGAUCCCUCCGUUGGCAGCGAGUAUACUUGCAGCCGGCCCUUACUCUCCUGCCUUGCUUCCCAGGCCGGCCCAAUCCCCGUCGUCACACGCGAGGAUCGUAUCGGCCCCUGCAGACGUCCCCAUCACCGACCACCCUCCUAGUUCAUUCCCCAAAAUGAGACCCAGUCCAACGCGUGCGAAAUCGGCUUCGACCUCGUCUGUUUCCCGCCCUGCUCUUCCUCUGAGCGACACCCCACCGAUGCCACACCGACCGGGCCGGCUAGCCCGGACCACAUCAAACAUCCAGGACGUGGUCACAUCAGACGCCUCGUCACGGCGUCCCAAUGCCAUCUCUCGUCAACGCUCGCUCUCGAGCUCGUCAAAAGGCACCUCCGGGAGAAAGGGGGGAUCUGCGUUUGGGACGUUUGUGGAUGUCCUCAAGGGCAUGGGCUCUCCGGGUGUCUCUGUGUAAUAGUAAACCACUUCCAAUCUCCAUCUUUUGCGCAACACUCCGUAGCAUACAUACCUCACCGCUUGUCAUCGCAAACUCAGCGUAGUUUUACUGUAUUUUAUAAGCUAUUUUUUUGGAAUACACAAUCUCGCCCUUCG